Messenger RNA from Bipolaris maydis ATCC 48331, 1497 nucleotides. NCBI's taxonomy places the organism in Eukaryota, Fungi, Ascomycota, Dothideomycetes, Pleosporales, Pleosporaceae. The record is from RefSeq and is a predicted model, not a curated record.
AUGAGAGCUGGAGAACUUGCGAUGCCAACAUGGGUGUCGAUAGGAUUGAAGACGCAGACUCAGAUUAACAAUCAGCUGCACAUCAGUCAGGGAGUAUCAAACACCCACAUAUGUUACAAUUUAUGCUCUACGGUACUCGCAGAUAGAGUUGUAGCUUUCGCACCGAGACUGAAGAUUGUUUCCCGCUCUUGCUCUGGAACUCGCGUUCGCGUUCGGCGGUCACAUCGGUAUUCGCAAUUUGCUUUCGGCGAACUGAGCGGCGAAUCGCAAUUCCGCAUCAUCGUGGUGCUUUACCUAGGGUGUGAACUCUGGAGAUCGCUUUUUAAUCGCCUGGAAAAAGUGACAGUCAUCAAAAAACCCGAUUCAAAGCUAUUGAUUCAAGAGGCAAGCAGUUUUAUCACGCAGAAUCUGAUUCGCCAACAACAAAAUUACUGCCUCCAGUUCCUCUGCCACUUUGGUAUCCUAGAUCUCAUUCCAUUACCGCCACAACGCAUCUCGUAUGCAGAUGUGGCGGCUAAAGCGAACGUGCCGGUUACGAGAUUGAAGGCCGUUGCGAGAAUGGCCAUGACAGCCGGAUUUCUCCGUGAGACGGUCGAUGGCAAUCUAUCGCAUUCCCCACUCUCUGGAAUCUUCGUUCAAAACGAACAUCUACGGAUCCACUUGCACCACAUGGUUGAGCAGACAAUCCCCUUGAUGGCUGCGUUCACCCAAGCGAUAGAGAUGUGGGGUGAGACCAAGGUACCGAAUCAGACGGCGUACAACAUCUCUGCAAAAACAGAUCUGCCCUUCUUUGAGUACCUCAAUUCGGAUCCGGAUAUCGGCAGCGAGUUCGAUUCCUAUAUGAAAAGUCAGGCAGUUGUGAACUCGGGUGCCAAAGUAGAACAUCUAUUGCGUGCUUUUGAUUGGGCAUCUUUGAGAGAAGGAGCUACGGUCGUCGAUCUGAGUAUUCCCACCCACUGGGUUGGUGGAGGCAGCGGUGCGACGGCGGCUGCACUGGCUACGGCCCAUCCCAAGCUCCGUGUCGUCAUUCAAGACUUGCCAACUCCUAUCCGUAACACAAGUGCUUUUGUUGGAACGCUCCCGAAUGACGUUUCAGGACGGAUAGAGCUCCAGGAACACGACAUGUUCAAGGGGCAACCAAUUAAGAAUGCGGAAGUAUACCUUUUGAGAACCAUUAUUCACGAUUGGCCGGAUGAGGAAGCGGUAUCCAUUCUGCGCCGCGUUGUUGCCGCAAUGGGACCACAGAGUCACCUUGUCACCAUGGAUAUGGUGCUCCCGAUUCCAGGAACCGAAUCUCCAGACUCUGAGGCUGCAUUGAGGCAGAAGGAUUUGGCAAUGAUACAGACAUUCAAUACUAAGGAGCGCGAGAUGGAGCAGUGGCUUGAACUUAUCAGAGCUGUGGACCCUCGGAUACAUGUGUGGAAAGUCCGACGACCAGAAGGUGCCCAGCACUCAGUUCUUGAUGUAACAUUUCGGGAAAAUGUACCUACUAGCUAG